This is a messenger RNA of Helobdella robusta, 369 nucleotides long. RefSeq lists its product as hypothetical. The record is from RefSeq and is a predicted model, not a curated record. NCBI's taxonomy places the organism in Eukaryota, Metazoa, Annelida, Clitellata, Rhynchobdellida, Glossiphoniidae. The transcript has a single exon. Bases 1 to 369 code for a protein of 122 amino acids.
AUGUUCUCUCCAGUGCUAUUUUUAGUUUGUUGGCUGGUUGUCGACGUCUGCCCUCAUUCGUCAUGCCCUAAGAAGUGCACUUGCCACCAGCAGCACAUUCAACAAAAUGACAUUCAUGUCAACGACAACAACUUGCUAAUGAAACGCAGUGGCAGCUAUGCAAACAAUAACAUUCUAGAUAACAACAAUAAUAAUUACAACAACAAUAACCUGAAAGUUAUUACCAACAACAAUGUGAAUGCAUUGACCUACCAAGAAGUCCCAGCAGAAAUACAACUAACCACCUUGACAAGAGUCAUCUGUGUCUCAAUUAAUAUGAGCUCUGUCAGUAGGAAGUUCGCUGGUUCAAUUCCUCCCACUGGCCACUAA